Phytophthora sojae is the source of this 198-nucleotide messenger RNA. RefSeq lists its product as hypothetical. The annotation marks the transcript as partial. The transcript has a single exon. The record is from RefSeq and is a predicted model, not a curated record. NCBI's taxonomy places the organism in Eukaryota, Oomycota, Peronosporomycetes, Peronosporales, Peronosporaceae.
AAGGGCAAGUGCCCUACGUGCCCUAAGCUCGUGUCGAAGUCGAACAUGGCCAAGCACCGCAAAGUGUGCGGGAAGAAGAAGCCUCCGAAGUCGCGCAAGGCUAUAAACCGCGAUUCCUACGCGAAGAACAAGGACAAAAUCCUCCAGAAGCUACAGGAAAAGCGCGUGUACGACCAAUUCCGCCGCCUGGAAGGUACA